Molecule: messenger RNA, 1271 nt
Organism: Zychaea mexicana
Lineage: Eukaryota; Fungi; Mucoromycota; Mucoromycetes; Mucorales; Lichtheimiaceae
Exons: 11
Coding region: 39-1166 (375 amino acids)
Biological process (GO): tRNA dihydrouridine synthesis
Cellular component (GO): cytoplasm
Molecular function (GO): flavin adenine dinucleotide binding; tRNA dihydrouridine synthase activity
Source: RefSeq, a predicted model, not a curated record
UGAAACGUACACCUCCUACUCUUGAGAAUUCGACAUCCAUGUCUACCACCAUCGAUUAUGACAACAAGGUGUUCCUGGCACCCAUGGUCCGUGUGGGUACACUCCCUUUCCGUUUGACAGCAUUGGGCUAUGGUGCAGAUCUAGUAUGGACCGAAGAAUUGGUUGACAAGCGAGUCAUUGGAUCUGUUCGAAAAUACAAUCCUGCUACACAAACGAUUGAGUAUUGGAAGGGUGAAAAGUUGACAUUCAGUACCCAUGACGAUGAAAAAGGUCGCGUUAUUUUCCAGCUCGGUACAGCCGAUCCUGAUCUUGCUUUGAAGGCAGCUUUGACAGUUAAAGAAGAUGUAGCAGGUAUCGACGUCAACUGUGGUUGUCCAAAGAAAUUCUCGAUUCAAGGUGGCAUGGGUGCUGCGCUGCUUACGAAUCCUGACACAUUAAAAAAGAUUUUGAUCAAUCUCGUGCAAAACGUGGGGCUCCCGGUAACAUGUAAAAUAAGACUUUUGGAUGAAAAGAAAAAGACCAUCGAGCUAGUCAAAAUGAUCGAAUCCACAGGUGUCAAAAUGAUCACUAUCCAUUGUCGCACCAAGGAACAACGAUCAUCCACAGCAGCAAAGUGGGAAGAGUUCAAAGAAAUUGCACAGGCAGUUAAAAAUAUUCCCGUCGCCAUCAAUGGCGAUGUUUACUCUUGGCAAGAUAUCCCUCGGAUCAAGGAAUUGACGAACGCACAUUCGUUCAUGAUUGCGCGUGGUGCUCAGUAUAACCCAUCCGCUUUUCGAAAGGAAGGCCUUUUGCCGGAUGAGGAGGUUGUUGAGACCUAUAUUAAAAAGUGUAUCGAGGUCAAUAAUGUGCAUCAGAACACGAAAUACGUGCUAUUGACCAUGACUACGGACCCCAAAUUCACUCGCACCGACAAGUAUCGUAAGAUCCAACAGGCAAAAUCCGCAUUGGCUUUGAGUGAAAUUUUUGGUUUGGGAUCGUAUUAUCAUGAGGUACAAGCUUUGCAUAAGUCUCGUUUGGGAAAAGCAGAACCUAGCACUACUACUACUGACGCUGUAACUGGUGACAAGCGCAAAUCCUCUUCAUCGUCAACCGCAGACAAAGACAUCACGUUAAAAAAGCAGAAACCUAAUCAUGAGCAAACGGUUGCUACUGCAGUAUCGUCAUGAUGACAAUGAUGAUGUGAUCCUUUCUUUAUAGUUUUUGUGUUUAUAUGAAUGCAUCAUGUACAUAAUAAAAAAACAACAACACUUAGACAGACCAUUUUCUCAAAC